Aspergillus ochraceoroseus IBT 24754 is the source of this 804-nucleotide messenger RNA. RefSeq lists its product as uncharacterized. The transcript is spliced from 2 exons. Bases 48 to 494 code for a protein of 148 amino acids. Lineage: Eukaryota; Fungi; Ascomycota; Eurotiomycetes; Eurotiales; Aspergillaceae. The record is from RefSeq and is a predicted model, not a curated record.
GCCCGCCCGAGCCUUUACCCAGCGCACAGGAUAGCCACAUCAACACCAUGACAGAUCCUUGCAGUUGGACGCUCUUGUUCAGAAAGCACAGAAUUACUGUGCUUUUGAUGCUCUUGCCCUCCGAGACAAUCCCCAACACUAAACAGGCGCUCCUAAAAGCCCUUCAAGCCCGCGGCCUGGAAGAUAUUAACGGGGAUACAGUACCUGCAGACCCCUCUGAGAUCGAGUUAGGUGUUGCAGUGGACAAGAACGAUCUGGAUAAAGGAUGGACAAGUCUUGAGGCCUUGCAACUGGAUGACGAUGAAGCUCCCAAGCGAGGAGGGGCAAACAAAGCUGCGACACUCAGUUUAAAGGCAGCAGAUAUCAAUAAUGGACAGUCUAUUGCAUUCAGAUUCCGGAAACCGAGAGCUGAGGACUCUGUCGAUCUUGAAUUAGAGGAUCCGGGUUGGGAUGUCAUUCUCCCCCGCCUCGAAGAUGACGAAGAGGAGCCAUAGAGCUGCGCUAGGAGCGGUCUCUCGGAUGGAUUCUACCUCUGAUCCUUUAUAUGUUUACGCUCUUCUUGUUUAUUCUCUUCGGUGUACGGCUUGAGAUUCACCGGGUGGCGUUUUGAUAUUCACUUGAAUGUUUUCAGCAAUGGCACACCUUAGACGUCCAUUGAACUUUUUUGCCUUAAGAAACGAUCAGAUACGUGGGGCCCAUUAUUGCUCUAACAUCCUAAUUACUUGACCUUACGAGCCUGUAGCUACUUCAAUCUGCUAUGCCCGACCGUUUAAGCGUGGUAUUGCCUAGUACAAGUAUAAACGU